AUGUCAGAACAUUUGGAAGUGGCAUAGAUAGCAAUAGUUAUUUUUUUCAUCUUCGUCGCCUUAACAAUAGGAGGAUUGGUGAGUGAGAUAACAAAGAAGAUUAUGAUUCCAUAUCCUGCUGCAGUAUUUGUGGUGGGUAUAUUGAUUGGAUCUCAAUUUAAUUCAAUAGAGAAUCAUUUACUGCAUAGGACUGUUCAAGCAGCCUUUGAUAUAGAUGCUAAUUCUAACAUGGCAUUGUUGCUGCCAGCCUUAGUGUUCAGCAGUGCCUUCAAUGCAGAUAUUUAUAUCAUGAAGCAAUAGAUUAUGCAAAUCUUGAUGCUCUCAAUUCCCACUCUCCUCAUCUCAGCAUCUCUAAUUUGCUUGGGAUUGAAAUUGCUCCUGGAUUAUAGUGAUGAAUACUACAGUUGGGGAUUUGCAUUUGUAUUUGGAGUGGUGGUAACAUGCACUGACACACUUCAGGUAGUAAAACUAUUAAGUAACGCUGAAGCUCCAAAAAGAUUCAUAUCUUUGGUUCAGGGUGAGAGUCUAAUCAACAAUUGUGCCUCCAUGGUAUUGAUGUUGAUUGCAGUGAAUUGUGCAAGUGGCGAUUGUGAUUUGCUUACAGUAGAAUUGUCAUAUGGGUUAUCUUUACUAUUGGGGGGAGCAUUUGUUGGUGUCAUGUUUGGACUCUUUACUGUUUGGUGGAUAAGAAGAGUGAACCACAAUUCUAUAUUAACUAUCAAUCUCACAAUAGUAUCAGCCUAUGUAACAUACUUUGUGGCUGAAUCUGUAGAUUUGGGAUUUAAAAAAAAUGGAUUGGUUGCAGUCAUAUCCUUAGGGUUGUUUAUGUCUGCGUUUUCAAAAAUCAGAAUAAGAACAGAAGUAGAACAUCCAUUGCAAAUCUUCUGGUAAUACACUCAAUUUGCAAAUGAGACCAUCAUCUUUAUCAUUACAGGAGUAACUUGUGGAUAUAGGAUAUUCGAUCAAAACAGUCCAUAUAUAAGAAGACAAGAUUACAUUAAUACUCUCCUGCUUUACUUAUACAUACUCUUAUCCAAAUUCAUAAGUGUGUUGCUACUCUUACCUACUAUCAAUUUAUAUGGAUAAUAAGUCAAAAUGAGUGAGGCUAUUCUAUUUUCAUAUAGUGGUACUAGAGGUGCUGUGCAAUUGAUGUUAGCGUUGCUCGUAGUCAAAGAACCGUCCUUCAGUGAUUAAUGGAGUGACAUUUUUCUAUUUCAUACUACUUUUAUUGUAAUACUAACUAUGUUGAUCAAUGGUUCAACCAUACCGUUGUACAUCAAGUUUACUGGGUUGUGCACUACUGCUUAGUAUAGAGCCAAAGUGAGAUUGAACUUUUUAUAGGAGAUGAAGGAGUAGAUCGAAUUCAAAUUAACUCAGAUGAAGGAGGAUUAUAAAUAUAAAAACAUAGAUUGGAAUAAGGUGGAAUACUUUUCAGGAUUAGCAGAAACCGAUGCUUAAAUUCAAUAAAAAGAUGAUAAACUCAGUAAGAAACAAUUAGAUGAAGAAAGUAAGCAUAAAAAAGAGAAGGAAUCCAGUAUCAUUGGACGCUUUUAAAAGUUACUCAAGAGCAAAGGGUUGCACGAUAACCUCAAUGACGAUGAUGUUGAUGCUGAUGAUAUUAUUGAAACAAGGGAUAGAUUCUUGAUGGCAUUGAAACAGACCUAUUGGGAUCUGUAUUCAUAAAACUAAUGUGGAGGUAAAGCUUACAAUUUAUUAAUUGAAUCUGUCCGAUGGGAUUUAGAUACUGUUGAAGGUAGGAUGUGUUCUUGGGAUUUCAUUUAUAAUGUCUUCUAUUCACCCAUCUACAUGAGAUUCUUGUAUAAUUUGAACAAGUUCCCAAUUAUUCGCAGCUUCUCUGGUGAUCUAUUAUUUGAUUGGGUUGCCAUUGGAUAUGAGGUCAUUUCGACAUAUGCUAGAGCACAUGAAGAAAUGGAAAAUAUGAUAGAGGAAUUUCCAAUUAAUGCCGUUUUGAAGUAGAAAUUGUCCAAAGAAUCCAAAGAAAAUAGAGUAAAUGCUGAAAAUUUUAUAGAAGGAUAUUUUUACGUUAGUUUUCCAGAAAUCAUCAAAUUGAUUCAAACCAAGAACUCAGCCCAAGGGUGUCUGGCAAGUUAAGGGAAGUAUCUAUUGAGAAAAUAUGAAUUGGGAGAGUUAGAUUUCCAGUAAUAUUAGAAACUGAAGUUGCAAUUAAAUAAUUUUGUGUGUAACGUUGAAGACGUAAGACCAAUUUGGCCAUAAAUAUCCAUUCAUAGUAAACUAAAAGUUCUCCCAUUAUUUAGUGAAUUUAACGAUGACUUGCUUAAAUAAUUAGCAUUACAAUCAAAAGAACUCCUGUUUGAUAAAGAUGAAUGCAUCUUUAGAGAAGGUGAUUUGGCUAGAUAUUUCUAUAUCAUAACAAGAGGUAGAGUAAACGAAACAAGUUCACAAAGCAAUACCUAUAUAAUUUCUAAAGAUAUCAGUUAAUUACUAUCAUGCCAUCACAUAGUGUUAGAAUCAACUUUGUAUAUCUCCUCAGUAGUUGCAGCAUCUUUGGUUGAAGUUAUUCAAAUAGAAAUUGAACUGAUGGUAUCUCUCUAUAAACAGAGUCUGUACAUGCAAGAUUUUGUAUGGAGGGAUAGCAUUUUCAGUUUAAGUAGGUUCUAUCCAAAAGAGUUACAGAUAUUCUCACUUGUUGAUAGGGAGAUCAUUGAAAAUAUCCUAACCUUUGUUGUAUUCAAGAAGUAUUAAUCCUAUACUAGUGUAUCCUUUUAAGCAGGCAUUCUUUUGUAAGGAAGACUGACAGAUGUGAAAUAGGAAAAGAAAAUCAGAAUGGAUGAAGAUUAAUUUGAUAUUAAUUGUAAUGAUGGUAUAUAGGGUCCUUUGCUAUUUCCAUUUAUCAAUUAGACAUAUACCUAUUAAACAGAAAGUGUUUGUUCAUUCUUUUUGUUUGAUGAAACUAAGAAAGAGGAAAUAAUAUAACUUAUUUAGACUGAAAGAAGCUCAGAACGAAGAAGAACUCGUCUUUAGACUGAUCUACGUUUUAGUGCUUCUGGAGUGAAUAAGUAAUCGUUUGGAUUUUCUUAUCUUUUGAGGCCUUCUAAAGCAAAUUAGGACAUAAAUGAUUCUAAACAUUGA
Molecule: messenger RNA, 3111 nt
Organism: Paramecium tetraurelia
Lineage: Eukaryota; Ciliophora; Oligohymenophorea; Peniculida; Parameciidae
Exons: 4
Biological process (GO): proton transmembrane transport
Cellular component (GO): membrane
Molecular function (GO): sodium:proton antiporter activity
Source: RefSeq, a predicted model, not a curated record